Amblyraja radiata (thorny skate) is the source of this 3508-nucleotide messenger RNA. RefSeq lists its product as uncharacterized. Bases 158 to 790 code for a protein of 210 amino acids. The record is from RefSeq and is a predicted model, not a curated record. The transcript has 4 exons. Lineage: Eukaryota; Metazoa; Chordata; Chondrichthyes; Rajiformes; Rajidae.
CUGACUCAAGUAAGAAAAGAUGGAAUUGGAACUGGUUUAUCAGAUGUGGGAGAUAACAUCCAGCUAAUAAACAGCGAGGAUCUGAGCCCCGGACACCAGAUCUACGGCCAGUUAAUAGCAAGCAGCCUUCACAGAGAGUUGAGGACCUGACAUCAUCAUGAAGAUAUUCGCUGUCGCUUUGGUGCUCUUGCUGAUUAAAGAAUCCAAGGGAGCAGCCAUCCCCGAAGAUGUGCCCAAGACCAACAAAUCAACAAGCUGGGAGCAACCUAUUUGGGACUUGGUUAAACUUGGGCAUGAGAUAGUCAGUGCGGCUGUCAGCAUGUUGUCCAAGUCCGACGUGGCCAAAACCACUCUUGCAAAGCUGUCAAACAAUACGGGACACGUUGAGGAUCUGUUCGAGAACGUGAUAAAGGAACUGUACACCCUGUCGAAGGAGCUGGAAUGGAAAGGAGUCCCAAUGACUCAGCAUAUCGUCAAGCAGGGCAGAAUGCUCCAGGACCAGCUGGACGCCGUGGGAUCUCAGGUCCACGAAGCAAUUGGGAAUGAAACCUACAGCAUCAUUCACGAGAAGCUGGGGAAGAUCCACAGCGACGUCCAGCAGUACCGUGAGAACCUGAUCCUCAUCUCCAGCCAGUUUAACCAGACCCUUGAGGGCACCACCGCGCAGGUGGAGAAAUGGCACAAGCGGGUCACUGACUAUGUGGAGCCACUUCAUGAGGAGCUCCGCAAUCACAUCGAAGACCUGAGGAAGUUCCUCUCGCCCAUCAUUCACAACUCCGUGAAAGACUAAAGAAACUUGAACACUUUGUUGCAAAAUGGAAUGAGGCACCGCUGCCAACUGUUGAGCCUUCGAGUGUCCUAUCUUGGUGCCCCCGACUCUGAUGAAAUUAUAACUUCAACUUUAAACCAAUCCUGAUAUCAACAGUGUAUUAUUCAGUCCCAAUCUAGAAAAAAAGUGAUCUACAAUUGAUCCAAACACAUUUCACCGAGUUGGGCCCGAAUGGCCUAAUUCUGAAGCUAUCACUUAUGAAUGGUAAAUUUGUGGCACAAAGAUUCACUCCUUCAAGAGAAUGCAGUGGUGGGAAAAACAAAGUGCUGGAGGAACGUGUUGGGCCAGGCAGCGUCCGUGGAGGGAAAUGUACAGCCGACAUUUCAUGUUGGUCUGAAGAAGGGUCCUGACCUGAAACGUCGUCUGCCCAUUUCCCUUCACGGAUGCUGCCCGGCCCGCUGAGUUCCUCCGGCAUGCUUUGUUUUUUAUCCACACCUCCAAUCCCAGUCUGCCACGUUAAUUGGCCCAUGGAUGUGACCUGCAGUCUGGGGUGGGACGAAAGGGCCUGUUCCACUUGGCAAUUUUUUCGGUGACUGCCGGCAUCAUUGACUGUCGGAUCAGGUCACGGAAAAUGUUGCGAUGUGAUGACGCAUUGACGUGGUGUUUCUGCAAGUGUCACAACAUUUAUUUUGUCCCCGCUGGAUUUUGAAAUGUUCAAAAUCUUUUGGCGACCCUGAUAUGACUCCGGCAGUCGCCGAAAAAAAUCACCAAGUGGGACACGCCCUUAACGGUGAGAGAUUCAGUGCCAAGGUUGUACGAGUGAAAAUCUGGUGGUGACUUCUGGACAAGCCCCCUGGGCAAGGAAAUCUGGGCGUUGCUGUCUGCAAUAGAUCUGCCCCUCCACAGUCCAUACACUCACUAACCUAACUGAUGUAUCAAUCCUUUACAGUCAUCUUGGUGUAAAAAAAAGAAAAGAAAACCUGGAGGUUUAUCAAUUGAGAAGUAACACAAGAUUUUGAUACGACUAACUACAGAUGAACAAUCCCUACCCUUACGCUGGGAUUUAAUUCCAUCACAAUGAUCUUUUCAACAUAUCGUGAAAAUUAUACCAAAUUUUUAUUUUGAGCAUCAUUUAUCGUAUUUUAGAUUCCCCCUUAACCAAUAUAUAUUCAUUUCAUAGACACAGAACGCUGGAGAAACUCAGCGGGUCAGGCAGCAUCGCUGGAGAGAAGGGAUGUGUGAUGUUUCGGGUCGAGACCCUUCUUCAGACUUGACCCGGAAAGUCACACAUUCCUUCUCUCCACAGAUGCUGCCUGACCUGCUGAAUUACUCCAGCUUUUUUUUACCUAUCUUCGGUUUAAACCAGCAUCUGCGGUUCCUUCCUACAUAUAUUCAUUUUAUUCUUGGUUAAAAUAUUAAAAAGGUUAGAUUUUUUUUUAAAACUUCCCUGUUUGGCAUCUAUAUGGUUGAUUGGUUGAUCUACAUGUUUGUAAGUUCAUAAGUCGUAGGAGCAGAUAUUAGGCCAUUCGGCCCGUCAAGAUAACUCCGCCAUUCAAUCAUGGCAGAUCAUUCUUUCCCUCUCAACCCCAUUCUCCUGCCUUCUCCCCAUAACCCCUGGCACCCGUACUAGUCAAGAAGCUAUCAACCUCCACCUUAAAAAUAUAAAUUGACUUGGCCUCCACAGCUAUCUGUGGCAAUGAAUCCCACAGAUUCACCACCUUCUGACUGUGAUAUCAGUAAUUCUCAGCUGUACUUUCUGUAGAGGAUGAAUGCCCCCAUUGAGCCAUCCAGCCUACACCAACCUGAUAUAGACAUCAAAGAAUGAAUGUUGAUGGAUAUGAUGACGGAGGGGCAAACUCAGUGGGUGCAGCAGCAUCUAUGGAGCGAAGGAACGUUUCGGGCCGAAACCGCCCGCUCUAUCAGGAUACAAGUGUCUUUCCUUGAUAAACCAGCAUCUGCAGUUCUUAAAUUUGUAAGUGAUAGGAACAGAAUGAGUCCACUCAGCCCCUUGAGUCUACUCCACCAUUCUAUCAUGGCUGACCUAUCUUUCCCUCUCAACCCCAUUCUCCUGCCUUCUCCCCAUAACCUUUGACACUUUUUCUAAUCAAGAACCUGUCAAUCUCCGCUUUAAACGUACCCAAUGACUUGGCCUCCACAGCCGUCUGUGGGCAAUGAAUUCCACAGAUUCACCACCCUCUGGCUAAUUAUAUUGCUUCUUAUCCCCUUUCUAAAUGAACAUCCUUUAAUUCUGAGGCUGUGCCCUCUGGUCCUAGACUCUCCCACCAGUGGAAACAUCCUCUCCACAUUCACUCUAUCCAGGCCUUUCACUAUGUACUUGCCAGUUUUCAGUCAAGCACAUUUGCACCUAAAUGUUAGAGAUAACUCAGAAUGAGAAAUAUUUGUCUGAUAAUCCGCUCAGAUGUUGAACGUGCGUCCAAUAAAAUGGAACAAGACACUCAUGGCUUAAUAUAAUCAGAUCUGAAAAAUAUCUAUAAAUGUAAAGGCUGUAUGAAUAAAAGAUGUUACAAUGAAAUUUAACCAGUGGUAAAUAUUGCAAAUUUUCUUCUUUCUGAAACUAUGUAACAAUUUAAGAUUAUUUUAAUAUUGGUGGCUGCAUUUAAUUGUCGAUAGUAAUAAGAAUGAUGCAUUGAAGUAACAUGGUUGAAAUGAGCCUGAAUGUGUUUUCAAGUUGUGCGUUGUACUUAUUGUAGCAAGAAAUAAAGGUUUCUUUGGAAUUAU